Messenger RNA from Pieris macdunnoughi, 978 nucleotides. NCBI's taxonomy places the organism in Eukaryota, Metazoa, Arthropoda, Insecta, Lepidoptera, Pieridae. The record is from the annotation of a GenBank genome assembly.
AUGGCCAAUAAAAGAGUUCCGCGAGCUCCGUUACAGCCUAUCACUUCGUGGACUAAACCAGAUGUUGCUUUUCAUACCCUUCAUAUGGAUGUGUUAGGCCCAUUGCAAGAGUCGAACGGUUAUAAGCACGUCAUGGUGGUGGUUGAUGCCUUCUCCAAAUACUGUCUUUUGUAUCCCAUGCGUAAACAAGACCUUGAAGAGUUAAAGCAAGUAUUUAAAAAUGUUGUUUCUUUAUUUGGUACCCCGUCUCUCUUGGUUACUGACAGAGGUCGUAUGUUCGAAUCCACUCAUUUUGUCAAAUGGAUUAACGAAUUAGGGUGCUCAAUACAUCAUAUUACACCCGAAAUGCACCACGCCAAUGGCCAGGUUGAAAGAUAUAUCCGUACCUUACUUAACAUGUUGCGGAUAGAGGUAAAUCACAAGAAAAGCGAGUGGUCUGAGGAGUUAUGGCGCCUGCAACUUGUGCUUAAUAUCACUCGACAGAAGACUACUCAAGCAUCUCCGUUGAACCUCUUAGUAGGUACCGAGGGCACUACUCCUGCAAUACAAGCUUUGGUUCGCGAUGUCACUGUAGACUGUUCGAGUUCUGAUAGACAGUCCCUGCGAGAGCUUGACAGACAAAGGACAGCCGAACGUCUUAAACAAAAUCAGAGGCGACAAGAUGAGUAUGUUAAUAAAAGGCGGCAUCCCACCCGUGUUUUUCAAGUGAACGACCUCGUUUUUGUUAUCAAAUACUCUCAAUCCAAAGGUAAAUUGGAUCCGGGUAUGCGUGGUCCCUAUAAGAUAACGAGAGUCUUAGAAAAUGGCCGUUAUGAGUUGAAACUACUUACUGGAGCUUAUGGCAAAGCUAGUUAUGCUGCAGCUCAGUUCAUAGUACCAUGGAAAGGUGAAUGGACGCCUGAAGAAUGUGCAGCCUUUUUCUUGAGUAAGUACUUGGGUACUAGAACUUGUUUGCUAAAUGUAAGACUACUCCUGUAA